Pan troglodytes (chimpanzee) is the source of this 1392-nucleotide messenger RNA. It is a transcript of the gene OR10G6, whose product is annotated as olfactory receptor family 10 subfamily G member 6. Bases 1 to 1392 code for a protein of 463 amino acids. NCBI's taxonomy places the organism in Eukaryota, Metazoa, Chordata, Mammalia, Primates, Hominidae. Gene Ontology annotation, biological process: G protein-coupled receptor signaling pathway. The transcript is spliced from 2 exons. Gene Ontology annotation, cellular component: membrane. The record is from RefSeq and is a predicted model, not a curated record. Gene Ontology annotation, molecular function: olfactory receptor activity; G protein-coupled receptor activity; nucleic acid binding.
AUGAAGAACAGCAGUGAAGGGAAAUGUUCCCAGUGGGCAGAACUUCAAGCAGUGGAGAAGGAGAAAUGGCCAGAUAUGCAAUUACAUACUGAUUCAUGGGCUGCAGCCAAUGGUUUGGCUGGAUGGUCAGGGACUUGGAGGAGGCAUGAAUUGAAAAUUGGUGACAAAGAAGUUUGGAGAAGAGGUAUGUGGAUGGACCUCUCUGAGUGGUCAAAAAAUGUGGGGAUAUUUGUGUCCCAUGUGAGUGCUCACCAAUGGGUGAGCUCAGCAGAGGUGGAUUUUAAUAAUCAAGUGGAUAGGAUGACCUGUUCUGUGGACACCACUCACCCUCCUUCCCCAGGCACUCUGUCAUCGCCCAAUGGGCCCAUGAACCAAGUGGCCAUGGUGGCAGGGAUGGAGAGGGGUGUUGAGCAUCUCCCUCUGCUACUUCUUUUGACAGAUGUGAACAGCAAGGAACUGCAAAGUGGAAACCAGACUUCUGUGUCUCACUUCGUUUUGGUGGGCCUGCACCACCCACCACAGCUGGGAGCGCCACUCUUCUUAGCUUUCCUUGUCAUCUAUCUCCUCACUGUUUCUGGAAAUGGGCUCAUCAUCCUCACUGUCUUAGUGGACAUCCGGCUCCACCGUCCCAUGUACUGGUUCCUGUGUCACCUCUCCUUCUUGGACAUGACCAUUUCUUGUGCUAUUGUCCCCAAGAUGCUCGCUGGCUUUCUCUUGGGUAGUAGGAUUAUCUCCUUUGGGGGCUGUGUAAUCCAACUAUUUUCUUUCCAUUUCCUGGGCUGUACUGAGUGCUUCCUUUACACACUUAUGGUUUAUGACCGUUUCCUUGCCAUUUGUAAGCCCUUACACUAUGCUACCAUCAUGACCCACAGAGUCUGUAACUCCCUGGCUUUAGGCACCUGGCUGGGAGGGACCAUCCAUUCACUUUUCCAAACAAGUUUUGUAUUCCGGCUGCCCGUCUGUGGCCCCAAUCGGGUCGACUAUAUCUUCUGUGACAUUCCUGCCAUGCUGCGUCUAGCCUGCGCUGAUACGGCCAUCAACGAGCUGGUCACCUUUGCAGACACUGGCUUCUUGGCCCUCACCUGCUUCGUGCUCAUCCUCACUUCCUAUGGCUAUAUUGUAGCUGCCAUCCUGCGAAUUCCGUCAGCAGAUGGGCGCCGCAAUGCCUUCUCCACGUGUGCUGCCCACCUCACUGUUGUCAUUGUUUACUACGUGCCCUGCACCUUCAUUUACCUGCGGCCUUGUUCACAGGAGCCCCUGGAUGGGGUGGUAGCUGUCUUUUACACUGUCAUCACUCCCUUGCUUAACUCCAUCAUCUACACACUGUGCAACAAAGAAAUGAAGACAGCAUUACAGAGGCUAGGGGGCCACAAGGAAGUGCAGCCUCACUGA